Molecule: messenger RNA, 3213 nt
Organism: Didymodactylos carnosus
Lineage: Eukaryota; Metazoa; Rotifera; Eurotatoria; Philodinida; Philodinidae
Source: the annotation of a GenBank genome assembly
GGAAGGAAGUAAAUCGGGCAGAUAUCCUUUGAGGCUUUUUCACACCUCAAUAGGACUUAUCGAUCGGCACAUGAACGGACGAAAUCGGAUUCCGGCACCUGGGAAUGUUCCCUCGUUAGCCGAAGAUUUCCCAUUCAAUUCUCUACAAAAAAAAUGUAUUGACUAUUUUAUGAAAAAAUCCGAGAAUUUGUGUCAACAUAGAUAAAAAUAGUGCCAAAAAAUUUUGGAUCUUUUUUGUGCGUGAUUAUAAAAGAACUUUUUUUUAAGUUUUACUUGUUAGUGAUCUGACACUAUAGAGACUACUCAAAAUAAAAUAAAAGUUCAACCUGAAAGGAUGACAUUUGAGUAAAUUACAUUUCUUUUAGCGAAAAUCACAACAUUUACUGAUAAAAUACCCUCAUCUUUAGAAAAUUUAAAAAAAAACAAAAAAACAGAAUUAUUACACCUUCAAUUCUAACUAUAAAUUUUUUAAUUACAAUAGAAAGAUAGAGCUUUUUACUACCUACACGAUGGCUACUUCAGCUUCUUUCUCUCACAAAUGUUUAGCGAAUAAAAUAAAAAAAUUGAUUUUUUUUAAUGCCAUUUUGUUAAUUGGCACAAAUUCUCAUGUCAGUUUUCAUCUUUGUAUUUUGCAAUAUAUUUUUUUGUGGUAGAGAAUUGAAUAGGAAAUCUUCGGAUAAGAUAGUACGCUUGAUCAAAUCUAAGAAAGAGGAGAAAAAUUGAAAAUACUGACGAGGGAAAGACAUACAUACGUCAUUUCUCCAUAACUUGCCGUUUUUCAGUAAUCUUUUUUGUUCUUACUCUAUUUAUUUUCUUCUGUCAUUCUAGAAUCACAUCAUGUUGUUACAUUACGUGUAAAAUUAAUUCGUACGCUAAAAUUAGCAUUACGAUGUUCAAGUGAAUUGAAUAAAGCAGCUUUCGAUGUAUGGAAACAAUUUUUACGUCAUUUAGAUGGUGAAAUAUUAUGUUCAAUGGUUUUACAUAUAACAGCUGCUCUAUUACCGUUAUAUGAAACAGAUCCUGGACAAUUUCAAUCGUUGAUAAUGAUUAUGUUAAGUCAAUGUGAUAAAAUUCAAGGUAAUACUACAUCAUCAACAACAUCAGUACCAUCUGUUGAUACAAUAACAGAUUUAUUAUUAAUACCACAAAUUGAACAAUUUCCAAUAAUAAAAAAAAAAUUAGAAACAAUCAAACAAAAACAAUUAAAAACAAAUUCAACAACUAUUCGAACGGGAAAUAAUUUUGAAACACAACUUGAACGUUUAUUACACUUAUCAAAUUAUGAAAUAAGCGAUAUACGUUUAUGUUCCUUAACUCAUUUACAUUAUUUAUUGAAAACAAAUCGUUCUCUAUUAUUACGAAUGUGUUUAUCACAUGAUACCGUAUCUCCUAUAAUAGGUCGUCUAAUUUUGAUAUUAUUAGAACGUUGUAAUGAUAUUAAUUUGAAUGUACGUGUUUUGGCUAUUGAUUGUCUUGGUGAAUUGGGAGCCAUUGAUCCUGGACGAAUUGAAUUUCCAAAAACAAUUGAAACAACAUCAUCAUCAACAUCUUUAAUCAAUCGUUUAUUAUCAAGUAGACAACAACAGCAGGAACAACGAAAUCAUGGACAACAAACACCGACUACCAUUGAUGAACAAGCGAAACGUCAAUAUUUCAAUAUAAAAUCAUCUGAAUUUGCUCUUGAAUUAUUUAGUGAAUUAAUACGUGCUUAUUUAGCUGCCGAUGAUGUUCGACAACAAGAUACAAUAUCGUAUGCAUUACAAGAAACAUUAAAAUUAUACAAUUUAUCAUUGACAGAAACUGAAGCAAUUAUUACACAUGAACAAAAACAACAAGCAGAAAUAUUAUGGAAAAAAAUAACAAAAGAACAACAAGAUUUACUACAUCCAUUUCGAACAUCAAAAUAUCUUGUUGGAAAUAUUGAUGAUUUAUCUCACAUUAAUAAUCAACCAGUAUUGAAAUUAAAUAAUAUAAAAACAUACGAACAAUGGUUAACAUUAUGGACAUCACUACUCAUAUCAAAAUUAAAACCUGAUGGUUUCAAUUUAUUUCGUGCGUGUAGCUAUGCUGCACGUUUAAAUACAUCUGUAGCAUCAUUUUUAUUACCCUAUAUUGUUCUUCAUUUAAUUGCGGAUGAUAAUGCUAAUGCUCAUCAAGCUUUACACAAUGAAAUGCAAGCUGUUCUAACUUAUACAUCAUUAUCACAAUUUACACCUACUGUUCAUCAACAAGAUCAAUUUGAAACACCGUCAUCUAGUCUUAUUUAUCAAACAGCACAAACAAUGUUUACUAUUAUUGAUUUUUUAAUUAUGUUUUGUUCAUUAAAUGAAAAACCAGAACAACAUCAAUUAUCAACUGAACAGACUAGUCGAACAAAUAUAAUUCAAUCAAAAAAGUCUGUAGAACAGAUAAAUGGUUGUUUUACAUCUGUUGAAAUUGAAAAUGUUCGAAAUUAUGUUCGUUUUGUACCAAAUAUGGAUAUUGCUUAUUCAUCAUUCAAAUUUGAUGCUUAUACACGUUCAUUAAGACAUUUUGAAAUGUAUUGUAAUGAUAGUCAAACAAUAACAAAUAUAUCUCAACAUAGUGAAUUUUUAAUAAAAUUAUAUCAUCGUCUACAUGAUAUUGACUCGGCAAGUGGUCUAAUAACAAUUCGUGAUAUGGAUCCAAUUAAAAAUAAAACAACAACUUUAUAUGAAGAAAUAUUGUCAUAUGAAUUAACCGGAAAAAUAGAUGAAGCCAUUGUAGCCUAUGAAAAUGCAUUACAAAUUGAUGAACCAAAACAAAAUAAUAUUCAAUUGUAUAUUGGCUAUUUAAAUAAUUUGAUUACACAAUAUCAAUUACAGCAUACAAUUGAUCAAACAACUGGUAUUAUUGUACAACAUCCAGAAUGGAUAGAAUCAUUAAAUCCUUUAAGAAUUGAAGCAUCAUGGAAAUUAGGCAAAUGGGAUUUACUUGAACAAUUUUGUAUGAAUAAUGGAAACUCGACAAAUGAAACAACGGGCAAUGAUGAAGAAAAAACAAAUAUAUUACAAGAUUUAAAUGUAUCAAAACAAUUUGAAUCAAAUGUUGGACGAAUUAUUAAUGUUGCCAUUAAAUUAGAUUAUAAACAAUUUCAAAUGGAAACACGUCAAGCAUUAAACUCAUUAAUUGGACCAAUAUCAGCUGCCAGUAUGGAAAUAGGAGCAUAUGAAAGAGCAUAUGAUAGUUUAGCUA